This is a messenger RNA of Durusdinium trenchii, 2259 nucleotides long. The record is from the annotation of a GenBank genome assembly. NCBI's taxonomy places the organism in Eukaryota, Dinophyceae, Suessiales, Symbiodiniaceae.
AUGCUCCUGACCGAUAACGCGGUUGUGGAUGGCUGUGGCAGUUGCUCAACAAGAAACGCAGCCCAUCCGGCCAACAAGGCACCUGGUUUUGCUCUGCUGGCCACUCCUGGCAACCAGUUGUGUGCACGUUGUGGGUUGCUAUAUGGCUCAAGCUUAAAGGUGGUAGCCGGCGCAGGGAUGCCGCCGGAGUCCAAGAAGAGGAAGGAGCCUGAACCCGUGGAGGACUUGGGCCUCGGGGGGCUUUACGACUUCCUCCCACCGCCGGACCCCGAGAAGGACAAGGCGACCGCCACAAAGGCCCGCAAGGCGGAACAAGCGUCGACCCGGCCGCAGCUGCCACCCAUCGACCGGUCCCGAGUGAUUUUCCUCGAUGUCGAUGGCGUUUUGCUGCCCGCGGGCAGCGUGGAAAUGAUCUACAUUGAUGGCGUGAUGUUGCCGGUGCGCGCGGCGAAGGAGGCAGACUUCAGCCGAGUGGCCCUGAGCAACCUCCGCUCCAUCGUGCAGCAGACCGGUGCCACCAUCGUGGUCUCCUCUGAGUGGCGACGGAGAGAGGAGAUGAGGGAUAACAUCAGGAGGACAUUGAUGACCCAGGAUCUCCCGGGCUUCCAGGACUCAACGCCGAUCUUCCAGCCCUCAGCCGAGUUGAUCAAGCAGCGCUUGGAUCAGGCCAUCAUUUGGGCUGAACGCCGGGCGCGGGAGAUUGGCAGCUGGCUGAAGCAGCACAAGGAGGUCAAGGCCUGGGUGGCGAUUGAUGACAUUGACUUCAGCUGGGCGGAUAGCGUGAAGGUCCCGGGGACGCCUCUCAUGAAGCAUCGCUCCGUUCUGACCAAUCCCAAGCACUGCAUCACCGAGAAGGAUGCGGACGAGGCUGUGCGGAUCCUUCUGAACCCACCGGUCAUCGCCCCCGGGGAGGAGGCCGAUGCCAUCGCUGCGGCGAGAUAUCUCACGGAGGAGGCCUUAGCGAAGUGCGAAUUCUGCGGCUUCGAAGCCAGAGAGUGCGAGCGGAGGAGAAAGCGUGACUGCGACCGGCUUCCUUCCGCUUGGUUCGUUCGGAUCACCGUGCGACGGUCGCCCAAGAUCCUCCGGAUGGCGGUGGCGGUGGCGCUGCCCGGGGCUCAGACCUGGUCGAAUUCCGACGCCCUGUGCAGUGAUCGCAAGCGGCCGCGGAAUGAUCGCACGGGCAGCGCCGAGCCCAUUUGCCACCGCUGGGAGCCCAGUGACGCUGUGGCUCCACGAUUGCGACGGCCCUCGGUCGGAACACCCAGCCCAGCGGGAGAAGACGGGCUACACGAUUUGCGCACUUUGUCGUUGCUAACGUCUGGGGCCGAAGCAGCCGGCAGAAGCUGGCCGAGGGCGGACGACCGGGCGACGGUGGAUGGCCAGGCGCAAUCCAUGGCAUCUCAUAGGCCAGAGAAGAGGACCGAGAAAUCCUUCAGAAAAGCGGUCGAGUGUAAAAAGGUGCCACUGCAGCCGAAAACGCCAAAGGCCACGAUCCUGAAGCCUGUGGAUGAAGCUGACAGGUACGCGUCUAGAGAGGUCCUGGCGUACCAAGCGCUUGGCAGCUCCUCCCUGGGCCCAUUCUUAUCCAAGUUCCACGGCGUCCGAUCCGUGGGGUCUGUGGACUACAUGGAGCUCGAGAGUGCCUACGCUGGACUGGUGGGUCCCACGGCCACGUUGGACAUCAAGAUUGGCAAGAAGACCUGGGAAGACGAUGCCUCUCCGGCCAAGGUCGCCAAGGAGUCUAAAAAGUUCGAUGAGGUCUACUCGGCCAGUAGUGCCAUGGACGGCUUCCGUGUGGCAGGGAUGAAGGCGGGCGCAUUGGUCCUGCAGUCCGAGAACUUGAAGCCGCGAGGGAGCCUCAAGACCGAUGAGUUCGCUGCCUGGCUGCUUCCUGCCUUCUUCGCCUCCCCCCCAGGCUUCGGCCCCCUCCCCCCCGACCCCAGCGCGGCGCCCGUCCCACCCGAGUCCGUCGAGAUCGACGUGCGCACGGCGCGGGCCAUGCUAGAGCAGCUGCAGGCCAUCAGUGUAGCGGCGGAAGCCGGCUUUGGUGGAACCUUGAGGGCCGCAAGCCUCCUCUUUACCCGUGAGAUGCGGCUGGGAGGCCGCUGUGAAGUCCGUCUCAUUGACCUGGCCCACUUUGCCCCUUCCAGCGAGCGUGAUGCCAACUUCUGCGACGGACUGGCGAACUUGGUUCGCGUUUGGGAAGCCUGGUGUCGAUCCCAAGAGCCUUGGUGCAUGUGUUGUGGCCAACGGAAAUGA